Molecule: messenger RNA, 5793 nt
Organism: Ustilago hordei
Lineage: Eukaryota; Fungi; Basidiomycota; Ustilaginomycetes; Ustilaginales; Ustilaginaceae
Exons: 1
Coding region: 1-5793 (1930 amino acids)
Biological process (GO): protein phosphorylation
Molecular function (GO): ATP binding; protein kinase activity
Source: RefSeq, a predicted model, not a curated record
AUGUCGGACCCAAAUCACAACAGCAAUGACGAGGUCAACGACGACAACAUUGCUCGUCCAUCCUCAUUAGCAAAUGGCGCCAUUCGUGAGGAGGACCAAGAACAAGCUAAGUCACAGUCCGAUCCUGCUCCCAGAAACCGAGUAGCUAGUGUCUCGUUCCGAGAACCCGACAUCACAUCCGACCAUGACUCUACUGCCAACACUUUCUUUGCAACGGAUCAUGACGAUGCCUCCCAGUCAGGCAGCGGUGGGCGUCAACGCAUACCAGCAGCAGGUAUCGGUACACGCACAGGGCCUCGUCGUGCUCCUCGAUCCAGUGCUUCUCUUCGCCAUGUCACCUCCAACCGUGCACCAACCUCGAGUCUCGCUCAGCCCGUACCCGAGGACCAAGACCUUGUCACAGACCCGAACUACGUCGAUGAUCCAACCACCAGCCUAGUCGCACGUCAAGUCAGAGUCGAGAAACGUAGAGCGGAACGUCAACGUCGUCAAGAUGCAGCCCUGCUUGCCGACUUUGACGACGACGACGACGACAAUCAGUACAGCGACGGGCACUAUGCAGACAUUGCAGAUGCAGCCGCGGCACGCAGAUCGCGCAACGCAGAGGCUGCAGCAGUAGCCGAUCAGUACGACUACUUCUCACGCAGCGGUUCUGCGUACGACAAAGGCAAAUCCAAGGCUUCCAUCCCACCCCCAGCCAACGCUGGUGGCGGCACACUCUAUUGGUCUAGCGCCAGUGCCAGCGAUGAUAGUGACGACUGGGAUGGCCAAGGUCAUACCUUAGCCGGCACAGCUUUAUCUCGCUCGCUUGCUCCUCUCGAUCACGCUGCACCUGCCAUCGACUCUGUUGCUGGCGUCACCGCCACACCCGGCCCCAGCUUUCCCGCCGAUCUCCAUACGCCUGCCGAUCUUGGCGAGCAUGAGACUCCGAUCCUCAACACAAAGCACCGCAUGGAAUGGCAGAGCAUGCUCGAGUCCGUGCUCAACUCGGAGGUGCUCAAAUCAGAGACCAAACGUAUCAACUCGGUCGACACGCCGGAUCUCUCACGUCAAGAGCUCAGCUAUCAGCGCUGGCUUGACAUCAAAGCCACAUUACGUGGGCAUGGUCUUCAACGUGGAGCAAUCGAUGAAGAGGAGAAGCGUCUCAAGGAAGGGUUCGGUAAAAUGCUCAAGGAUCUCGUGCAAGAGGUGCGCGAUUGCCGUGCUGAGCAGAUCACACAGGCUGAUAGACGCGCUACUCAGGGCUCCUCCUCUUCUGCCGACGCAUCACAAACGGCAAAAGCCGACAACAACGAGGCAGGCUCAUCAGCCAAAGAGACAUCCAACGACACUGAACACACCAAGUCAGACAAGGUCGAAUCAGAUGAUGCACCACCACCAGCAGCGCUGACAGACAAGGAGAUGGAGAAGGAAAAGGUCCUCACCGAGAUCCGCCACCUCCUCAGUCGAAUUGACAGUGCAGAGGAGCAAUUCCCUUCCACCAAGCGAGCCAUCGAGAUCGUGCCGGAGUGGGGGGACGCAGAGGUGCAGGCCAAGAUGGGCGUUCUCUACAGCUGGUACAGCACAACCACUGCCUUGCGUCUUCAGAUCGGCAUUCUUCGCAAAUGGACGGGAUCCGAGACGCUCGAGAUCGCCGCUCACGGUGCGCAGAAAUGGGACGAAGAGCGCGAGAAGAGCGACACCAAUGGUCAUACGCCUCGAGACCCGAACCGCUCCAAUCGACCAGCUCCCGACGAAGACAGCACAUUCGUCGAAAGGAUCCAAAAGGAAGGCUCACUUCAGUCCACCUUCGAGAAGCGCACGCUCGCCAGCUUGUACCAGCUCAUCACCAAGGCCAAGGAGACUAUCCUCAAGUAUCACAAGCAGUUCGACCGCUUGGCGCUUCCGUCGUUCGAGCCAGAGCUUGUGACGCUCAUCAACUUCCCCACAAGGCUAAUGCAAGGUGCUCUGCGACUGCGACUCGACUAUGCCGGCAAGCUCGCUGAGCCAAGUGUGCUUAUUGUCGACUCGUUGACAGAUGAUCUGCGAACAGCGCUAGCCAUGGCGUGCAGAGUCAAGCUUCACUACACCAGCAUCAUUGUCGCUGAUCCAGAGCGCGGCUGGGAUUUGGAGCCGUGCAUUGCUGAAGGAUACGAUCAAGUGCUGCGAAGUGCCCUCAAGUUUUUCUUCAAGCUGUUGCGUCUCAAGCUUAAGGCCAGCGUCUACUUCAAGGAGACCGAGAUUCUCGAGCCCGAGUGGCGCUUCCUCAGUACAGCCGUCGAGUCGAUCGAAGGAGGAGACAUCAUCGUGGCUACCAACAUCACCCGCUUCGUCAACAAGCUCUUCGAUCGUAUUGCACGCUACUUCAACCGUGAACUGACAGCAGCAAUGACGCAGCAGGAUCAGCACGGUCGACGCUUGCCAAACCCUGCUUCGGGUCCUGUUGGUCUCGCAAAGACUGACCAGGCACCGAAUCUCGGUACUGGCGCUGCUACCGGUCGCGAUUCUCACGGUAAGAGCUUCAUCACUCUCGAAGAUCGAGCUAAAUGGAUCCACAGCGUCUUCGACAACGUUCGUAUUCGAUCUCGCAAGCUCUUGGGUUUCGCUCGAGAUAUCCGAAAUCGACUCGACAAUGCAGCAGAGUACGAUCUCGGCACGCUCCGACCGUCAGCUGACUACCUCGAGGCGGAUGAUCGAUCCGUUGCCGAGUUCAGCGAUGCAACCAAUGCGGGAGGCAUGACGCUCAGCUCAUUCAUGCUCACGCUCAUCGACCACGACUACUUCUUGGUCUAUACGGAAGCGCUGGAGGAGAACGGUAUCUAUCUGAUCGCAGAGCCCAGCCUUCAGGACAAGCCGGACCUCAUUCAAGAGCUCGUCUGCAAGUGUCUGCACAGAGUACGUCCGGGAGAGGAGGAGUCAGCUAUGGCUGCUGAGGCUACUGCAAAUGUCUUGAACGCCGAUGGCGAUGACGGCGACGAGACGACUGCGGGUGGAGUUGGCAACACCAAUUCUCUCCGAGAUUCUAUCGAAAAGCAGACAGGUGCGCAUCAUGCAGCUGCUGCUGCCGGCAAUGCCAGCGCACUUGCUGAAGACGAUGCAGACGAGCGUCCUCGCUACAUUCUUCUUCUCAGUCCACGCGAUCCUUUCAUGUGGACUGGAAAAGUGAUGCAUCACGUCAUGCCUCGUGUCGAUAUUUCACUUGCAGACCGACGUGUUCGUCUCAUUGCUGAUGGUCCUAAGGGUCGUCUCGAGUUGGCCAGGAGACACUUCCAGCGCAUCUUUGCGCAUGCCAACACAGGCGAAGAGCCUGAUGAUGGUAGCGAAGAUGGUCAUGCGGCAUUCCCGCUCGAGACGCUGAACGAUCAUAUGGCUCACAUGAGCCGUGUCCAGUCCGGCCUGGAGGACAUCAACAAAGGUGUCUACAUGCUUUCCGAUACGAUCAUCCGCAAGGUGCCUGAAAUCCGUCGACGUCUGCGUGGACUUGGUGCGAGCGCUCGAGCAAGAAGCGGCACACCGCGUUCGUCGACAAGCGAGAACCCAGGAGGUCUGGGUGGAAACUGCGACGAGCUGAUCCAAAACUGUUACUCGAUGGCAGCAGAGCACGGACGUCGUGCGCUGCCCUUCAUCGAAUCAGCACGUCUGCGAGACCAGAUGACGUUAGCAUUGGGCCGUCUUGCCAUCGAUUGGGUUGCCUUCAUUUGUGACGACUGUGUUCCGAGCGAACGCAAGACAUUCAAGUGGGCCGUCACUGCGCUUGGCAACGCCAACCACAUCACAUCUGCAGAAAACAUCUUCCGUCUGAACGAGCAAGACUUUGCCCUGCUUCGAUCCAAAGUGGCCUCCUGUAUGGCAUUGCUCAUCUCGCAUUUUGACAUUCUCGGCGCCAGAAGCAGUGUUGCCAAAGCACAAGAGGAGAAAGAGGAGCUGGAACGCGAGAAAGCCGAACGUAAUCGCAUCACAGCCGGUGGAGCCGAUGCUGCCCAGAAGCUCUCGGAGGAUUUCCAAGCUCUGAAACUGCACGGCGCCAAUGGCGAACAACAGGAGCAGGCGCUCGUCGGUCCAGGGAUCGGCGCUCAAAUGCUCGUCAACAAACUCGACUCUGCUAUGCAAGCCACGGAAGAGCGAUGGAUCUCGAAAGUUCUCGAAUGGGAUGCUGCACGUAACGAGCUCGACACGGAACAGCGUCUCAUUGGCCGCGUCCUCGACGAUACACGCCUGGAAGAUCGCAGUCUGCAAUUCCUCGCCCAGUCAGCCUCGAAAAUCACCAUUCGUUGGCAACAGGGUCAGUUCAUCGGAGGAGGAACCUUUGGUACAGUCUACCUGGCGGUCAACCUCGACAGUGGUGGUCUUAUGGCUGUCAAAGAGAUUCGUUUCCAAGAUAUUUCCUCUACACCCAGCCUGUACCAGCAAAUCAAGGACGAGAUGGAGGUCAUGUCGAUGUUGAGUCAUCCCAACAUUGUCGAGUAUUACGGUAUCGAGGUGCAUCGUGAUCGAGUCUAUAUUUUCGAGGAGUAUUGUCAGGGUGGUUCUUUGGCUGCGUUGCUCGAACAUGGUCGUAUCGAAGACGAGACUGUGAUCCAAGUCUACACGCUUCAAAUGCUGGAAGGUCUGAUCUACCUCCAUUCGCAAGGCAUCAUCCACCGAGACAUCAAACCCGACAACAUCCUGUUGGACCACAUGGGUGUUUUGAAAUAUGUCGAUUUCGGAGCAGCCAAAAUCCUCGCCAAAAACAGUCGCACCAUCCAACGAUCGCGCAAAACCGGCGGUCUGAACAACAUCGGUAUGAUCACUCAAGGCGGCGAGGGUGGCAAACAAGGUGGACCUGCAGGAGCAAUGGCUUCUUUGCAAGGAACACCUAUGUACAUGUCACCUGAAGUCAUCAAAGGGAAUGCGGAUGUUCCACAAUCCGCUGCGGAUAUUUGGAGUUUGGGUUGCGUCGUGCUCGAGUUUGCGACUGGUAAACGACCUUGGAGCAACUUUGACAACGAAUGGGCGAUCAUGUUCCAUAUCGGAAUGGCUGAACAACAUCCCGCGCUACCGGAUCCAUCGCAGUUGUCGCCAAUGGGGAUUGAAUUCAUUCGCCAGUGUUUGACGAUUAACCCGAGACAGAGACCAACGGCGAUACAGUUGAAGGAAGAUCCUUGGAUGAGAAGUUUAAUCGAGGAAUUGGAUGCGGCGAAUGAGGCAGAGGCUGCGGCGGAGUUGGCUGGUGUAGGUGGGGUUGGAGUGGGGGGGUAUGAUGAUUUGGGGAGUUCGAGUGGAAGUAGUGUGACGAAUUCGUUGGAUGGUAGUCGCUAUCUUUCCACUCCAGGUGUCGGAGGUGGAGGCGGAGGUGGAGGCGGAGGUGGAGGAGUGUUUAAGAGUUUAGAUCGGAACGUAUCAUCAUUGAAUAGCACCCGAAGUAGAUGGAGUAGUAGCGAAACAUGGGCUGCUGGAUCAUCAAACUCUUCCGGUGGAACGGAAAUUACUACUCCAUACAACCCAAGUAUGAGUCUCCGAGCUAGCUUAGGGUUCAGGCAACAGCAGCAAGAAAAAGGUGAAAGGGAUUCAAAACAUUCCAAGGAAGAAGCUGUCGCUGGAGGAGACGAAGCGAUGCCAGACGAACCUGCCGAACACACCAGGCAAGCUUCAGAAGCAGAAACCAACGUGGAGAGGGAAAGACCACUUCACAUGCCCGGACAUCCAAAUCACUCUCACCCAGGAUCAUCGGCCAUCGUCGCCGACUAUCAAUAUCAAAAAGAAGAAGCUCAACGCUUGGCUAUGCUACGACACGAUUCAUCCUUUAGUACGCUCCCUGAUGAAUCCGACGUGUAA